Messenger RNA from Talaromyces proteolyticus, 1080 nucleotides. RefSeq lists its product as uncharacterized. The transcript has a single exon. Bases 1 to 1080 code for a protein of 359 amino acids. NCBI's taxonomy places the organism in Eukaryota, Fungi, Ascomycota, Eurotiomycetes, Eurotiales, Trichocomaceae. The record is from RefSeq and is a predicted model, not a curated record.
AUGACAGAUCCGUGGCGCGUAGAAAGUUACCACGUUGCUGUGUCAAUUGGUGACGCGGCAAUACACUUACUAGUUAAUGAACCGGCCGCUGGGAAAGCUACUGUGGAAAGAGCGUGUCUGAUUGAUGGAGGCGAGACUGACGGACUCCAGCCUCUUUCACUCACCAUCCGUUGGAUCGAACGACAUCACAGCCUAGAAAAUCUUCAAUUUGAUAGCGUUGUUGUCACUCAUUGGGACUCAGAUCACUAUAAGGGUGUCGUUGCCCUGAUCAACGACGAUCUCGAAAAGCAGUUUGAGGAUCUGAAGAAAAAGUAUGAUCCUGUCCCCGCCGAUAAGGUGGCAGAGUUGAAGUGCAAGUAUUUCAAAUAUGACAAGUCAUCCAAAUGUCUCACCACCUUCUACGCCCCAUACUGGGACGGAUUUGCAAGAAAGGAUUUUGGGGGGGGAUGGACAUCUGCUGUUGUUCUAGAAUCUGAAGGAGAUGAUCCCAAGGAGAAGAAGCCGGUGAAGGCUCAAGACCGGCCAGAUAACCUUACAGAGAACACGGAUGAUCCAAAGAACCGUCUGCUCAAUUUUGGAUUGAUGAAGAACAGCACAGGCAAGCUGAUGUACGACUCGAGCGGGAAACCGUAUUUUGCCAACGGAAUCUGCAAGCUGCGCUAUACUCCAAUCGAAUUGAUCGGGGUCAACUUUUUCAAUAACAUCAACGGGUUCAACGAGACCAGCAAAUACCAAGAUGCAAAGGACCGAGCUGCACUCGUCGGACAAGUCGACUGGAAAGAGGCCCCGGUGGGAGUUGUAUGCCUGGCCAGUUUGAACGGGUGCAUUGGGGACUCUGAUCCAACGUUUCAAAUAGGGAAGAAAAAAGCGCUAGGGGAUCCUAGUUUUGACAAGCCGCCUCCCCCUGAUGUUGUGAACGACAAAAAGUGCAGCAAGAAUAAUUGGGCUUCCAUUUGCGCUAUCGUGAUUUGGCAGAAUCAGAAUGUGUCACACUAUUUUGCAGGGGAUGCGCCGUGGUUUAUCGAGAAUCGCCUGGCAAAGUGGCUCAACACAACCGUUCCAAAGAUGAAGUUGAGGUAG